GUUCAAUGUCGAUAGCUGCUCAACUUCGACAAUACUUAGAUACCGAUUUCCCUAGUCAAGAACGACUUGAAUAUUUACGUUAUUAUAAAUAUGCAGCUGUGGAUAAAUCAUAUAUUACCAAAUAUUUUUUAAGACAUUAUUGGAACUGGGCAAUAGAAUGGUUUCCUUUAUGGAUGGCUCCCAACUUGAUUACGUUGAUUGGUCUCUUCUUCAUGAUGUUCAAUGUUUUACUCGUCUAUAUCUAUGCACCUGACUUGGAUGGAAUGAAUGCACCAUCAUGGAUCUAUUUAUCAUUUGCGAUUGGACUUUGGUUGUACUCGACUUUUGAUAAUGUAGAUGGAAAACAAGCUAGGCGGACAGGAACAUCGAGUCCUUUGGGUGAAUUAUUUGAUCAUGGAUGUGAUGCUUUGAAUACGACUUAUGUGGCUAUUCUACAAAUCGUGGCACUUGGACUAGGUCAAUCACAUUUGGCUGUGAUUCUCUUUAUUACAACCAUGAUUGGAUUUUAUCUUUCUACUGCUGAAGAAUAUUAUACUGGUGUUCUCUAUCUUGGUAUUGUCAACGGUCCUACUGAAGGUAUUUUACUUACAUGUGCUGCUUUCUUAUGGUCUUGGUUAUAUGGUGCAUCUUCUUGGCAUAUACCAUUGGAUACAAUCCCUAGCGCAUCAUGGUUAACUCAUUGGUUACCAGCACGUACAACAGGAGCAGAAAUAUUUGUUUGGGGAACUGUAUUCUUCUUUGUAGUGACGCAUUGUACGAUGGUGUUUCAUUCUAUGUAUGUGGCAUGUCAAAAAAAAGGAUUACAUAUUGGUCAAGCAGCUAGUGAAUCAAUUCUACCUAUCGCAGUGUUUGGGAUGGCUCAGUAUUAUUGGUGUAUGUCUCCUUAUUCAAUUCUCUUGUCAAAUGAACAUUUCUUUUUAUUUACUCUUGCCAAUGGAACUUUGUUUGGUUUAAUGGCUUCUUCUAUCAUUUUGGCUCAUUUGACUUGUGCUCGUUUUCCUAAUCUAUUGAUCAUGAUAAGUCCUGUGAUUAUGAUGGCAGUUUUGGUCAAUGCUCCUGCCAUGAUUGGUCUUCAACUUAUAUCUGGACGAUUGGAACUUGUAUUAUUAUGGACGGAACUUGUGGCAUAUGUGAUUAUCUAUGGUGCUUGGGUAAUAUUGGUGAUUGAUGGCUUUUGUAGGUACCUUGGUAUCCGAUGUCUUGUGAUCAGUCGUACCAAAACAUUGGAUCCAUCUCAACAAGAUGAAAUCAUCAAUGCAGAAGAACAAGGUAUUCCAGUGGAUUCAUCUCAAUAUCGUACUUUUUAAUUAGUUAGCAUUAGAUAGUUAAUGUUUUAGAAUUAUUUUUAUUUUAUUUAUACCAUUUCUAUUUCUUUUUUUUUCAUGGAUGACAUUUGUAUUAUAAUAGUAAAUAAUAAUAAUAAUAGUAAUAAUAAAAAAACG
Molecule: messenger RNA, 1442 nt
Organism: Halteromyces radiatus
Lineage: Eukaryota; Fungi; Mucoromycota; Mucoromycetes; Mucorales; Cunninghamellaceae
Product: CDP-alcohol phosphatidyltransferase-domain-containing protein
Exons: 4
Coding region: 6-1307 (433 amino acids)
Biological process (GO): phospholipid biosynthetic process
Cellular component (GO): membrane
Molecular function (GO): phosphotransferase activity, for other substituted phosphate groups
Source: RefSeq, a predicted model, not a curated record